AUGGCGAUUUUGUCGAAUUUGGGGAGAAGUCUCCCCUUGCUCGCGCUCUUUGCGCAAAUCCUCCCUGUAAUGUCAACCGUGACUCCGAUAGUAUCAUGUUCAGAGACUACAGCGCAAUUAUUUGGAAACCCUAGUUUUGAAGACGGAACGGCUGACGACUGGACAUUGACGAACGUCUCUCCCUCAUACAGCGUCGUUCAGGCGGGCACGUCCGCCGCGAAGGUUGCAGCUGCUGAGGACGGACGAUGGUUUCUACAAACUAAGGGGUACAGCCAUGCAUUCGACAUUUCUCAAACAAUCAACGGGCUCGAAGUUGGCAGUACUUAUUCUGGUUCAUACUACAUCAAUAUUCAGCUGAGCGGAUACUUGGGAGGUUGUUGGAAUUAUGCUUAUCUUGACUCAACUGCCGUUGCCAACCAGGUCUACAGAGAGUAUUUCUCUAUUGGGACAGCAUAUAAUACCUGGCAGAAGCAUACAUUUGUAUUCACGGCUACUUCUACUUCCCAUGAUGUGAUUUACAUCCUUAACUGUGGCUCCUCCUAUAAUGGAUCGCCGUGGUACGUUGGCUGGGAUAACUUUCAGGUUACUGGACCUACUAGCGUCUGCACAACUUCUUUCUCAACUGCCCCUGCUCCGACGCCAACUCCAACUCCUCUCCCUUCAUCACCUGCUGUAAUCUCUGCGUCGUCUUCUGCGGCUGUUAUCUCAGCAUCUUCAUCUGCCAUUGCCUCAGCAUCUUCUUCAGCCGUUGUCUCCGCAUCUUCGUCAGCCAUUGCCUCAGCAUCUUCUUCAGCCGUUAUCUCCGCGUCUUCUUCGGCUGUUGUCUCUGCAUCUUCGUCAGCCGUUGUCUCCGUGUCUUCGUCAGCUAUAGUUCCGGCAUCUUCAUCGCCUGUUAUUAGCGCAUCCCCGUCCUCAUCUGCUGUUGUUCGUCCUUCUUCCCGCCGCCCUACACGCCCUUGCACGCGUAAGACUCCUAGUCCCUCUGGUACCGUGCGUCCUUCAUCGUCAGCUCACAUCUCCAUUCCCACAUCGCGUUCUACUCGUCCUUGCACCCGCCGGCCUACCUCGAGCCCUGCUGUGCCAACUACAUCAUUGCCAACCACUGCUCAAUCUUCCGGGGUUUCGUCUUCCACCAUAACUUCUGCCACUAUUACUGGUUCUUCCAGCACGGCGUCUGCACCCGGUAACAACAAUGGUGGAUCCGUCACCACCUCAGCAGCUGUCAGCACUCAGGGCCCCGGCGAGCCUGGAUCAGGUGGAUCCACUACCUCAACUAUCUUUUCAACUCGUACAGCCACGAUCACUGCUUGCCCAACCACUGUCACCAACUGCCCGGCUAACCAACGCACCACAUACGUUACUACUGAGACUAUAGUUGUGUCUACAACAGUCUGCCCUGUUACUGCAGCUCAAGCAACGUCAACAUCAACAUCCGGCGCAAGUUCGGGCACAGGUUCGGGCUCGGGAUCCAGCACUGACACUGGUUCUGGCACUAGUCCUGGCUCAGGCACAGGUUCAGGUUCAGGCUCUGGUUCUACCACUGGCAGUGGCACUGGCACCAGUUCAGGCUCGGGCACAAAUUCCGGCUCAGGUCUUAACUCUGGUCCCGGAUCUAACACUGGCGCUGGCUCAGGCUCGGGUUCUGGUGCUGGCUCCAAGUCAUCCAGCAAAGCUGUCAGCCUAGCUUCUUCCACCAGUAUCGCUACUUCAUCUUCUCCCGUCAAGGCUGGACCCUCAUCGACUACGAGUGCAAAGGCUCCAGUCUACACUGGCGCCUCACCUUCUCAAUCGUCCUUCUUUUCUGGAAGCCUCGUAGUUGUGGCUGGUGUGCUGGCAAUUGUUCCCCUUCUCGUGUAG
Talaromyces marneffei is the source of this 1857-nucleotide messenger RNA. RefSeq lists its product as uncharacterized. The record is from RefSeq and is a predicted model, not a curated record. The transcript has a single exon. NCBI's taxonomy places the organism in Eukaryota, Fungi, Ascomycota, Eurotiomycetes, Eurotiales, Trichocomaceae. The coding region runs from base 1 to 1857 and encodes 618 amino acids.